This is a messenger RNA of Salvelinus namaycush (lake trout), 2664 nucleotides long. RefSeq names its product signal recognition particle 68 (gene srp68). The coding region runs from base 36 to 1829 and encodes 597 amino acids. The transcript is spliced from 16 exons. Lineage: Eukaryota; Metazoa; Chordata; Actinopteri; Salmoniformes; Salmonidae. Gene Ontology annotation, biological process: SRP-dependent cotranslational protein targeting to membrane. The record is from RefSeq and is a predicted model, not a curated record. Gene Ontology annotation, cellular component: signal recognition particle, endoplasmic reticulum targeting. Gene Ontology annotation, molecular function: 7S RNA binding; endoplasmic reticulum signal sequence receptor activity; signal recognition particle binding.
CCAGGUCUGUUUGGACGUGUGCUACUAGAAGAAAAAUGGCCUCCGACAAGCAAAAUGAAGGAAAAAUAUUACCUAUGGACGAGAAUAAAGAAAAUACAACGGAAGAUGGAAUAGGGCUGGAGAUUCUCCAGAUCAUCAAGGAUUCCCAGCAACAACAUGGCUUGCGACACGGGGAUUAUCAAAGAUACAGGGGAUACUGCUCCCGGCGCUUGCGUCGUUUGCGCAAGACCCUGGGCUUCAAGUGCGGCAACAGGCACAAGUUCACUGGGAAGAAAGUGACUGUCGAGAUGCUCUCUGACAACCGGUACUCUGACAACAGGUAUCUACUCCUGGUACUGAUGGAGGCUGAGAGGGCGUGGAGCUAUGCCAUGCAGCUGAAGCAGGAGGCCAACACAGAGCCCCGCAAGCGCUUCCACCUGCUGUCCCGCCUGCGGAAGGCCGCCAAACAUGGAGAGAGGCUGGAGAAGCUGUGCGAGAGCCCUCGUGUGGAUGCCAAGACCAAACUGGAAGCACAGGCCUACACCUCCUACCUGAGUGGCAUGGUGCGCUUUGAGCUGCAGGAGUGGAAGGCUGCCACGGAGGCCUUCAACAAGUGCAAGACCAUCUAUGAGAAGCUGGCCAGUGCCUUUACUGAGGAGCUGGCAGUGCUGUAUCACCAGCGUGUGGAGGAGAUCUCACCCAACAUCCGCUACUGUGCUUACAACAUCGGUGACCAGAACGCCAUGAAUGAGCUGAUGCAGAUGAGGCUCAGUGCAGGAGGAGGAGGAGGCAUGAUGGCUGAGAAACUAGAGGCCCUGAUCACACAGACGAGAGCCAAGCAGGCAGCCACCAUGAGUGAGGUGGAGUGGCGAGGCCGAACGGUGCCCGUCAAGAUCGACAAGGCUCGCAUUUUCCUGCUGGGCCUGGGAGACAACGAGGCCGCCAUCGCCCAGGCAGCCAAUGAGGAGACCAAGGAACGUCUGUACGAGACCCUACUAGCCGAGUGCAGAGACACCAUCCAGGCUGUGAGAGAGGAGCUGAAGACUGAAGCGAAGCAGCGAGAGAGAUCUGAUGAAGCCAGUGGCAAGGUGUCCAACCUGCAGUUCCUGCACAGCUACCUGACCUACAUCAAGCUGUGGACGGUGGUGAAGAGGAACGAGAGCAUGGCCCACAUGCUGCAGGCCAAGCUGAAGGAGCCGCAGACGGACGAGAACAAAAGGGGCCCUCGCCCCCAGGACCUCAUCCGCCUGUACGACAUCAUCCUCCAGAGUCUGGCUGAGCUGUCCACCCUACAGGGGCUGGAGGAAGAUCACACGUUCCAGAAGGAGGUGGCCCUCAAGAUGCUGGUCUACAAGGCCUACAGGUGUUUCUUCAUAGCCCAGUCGUACGUGCUGGUGAAGAAGUGGAGCGAGGCUCUGGUCCUGUAUGAGCGGGUCCUGAAGUACGCCAAGGAGGUCCAGUCCAAGGCUAAGAGCCUCAACAACAGCCUCAAGGAUCUGCCUGAUGUGCAGGAGCUGAUCACAGAGGUCAACGCUGAGAAAUACUCGCUUCAGGCGGCGGCCAUCUUAGACACAGAGGAUGCUCCUGAAGCACCGUCUCAGCAGAAGGUGAAAGACAACACGCCUCUGUGUGAGCGUCUGGAGACCUUCCACCUGGACCCCACCCUGGUGGGGAAGCAGCCCAACCUGGUCCAGUUCCCCCCCGACUUCCAGCCCAUCCCCUGUAAGCCCCUCUUCUUUGAUCUGGCACUCAACCACGUGGCCUUCCCACCCCUCGACGACAAGGUGGAGCAGAAGGGCAAGGGCGGCCUGACCGGCUACAUCAAGGGCAUCUUCGGCUUCGGCAGCUAAAUCGAGUCCCAGGCUUUGGUGAGGCCUUCAGGUUGGAAGCAGCCAUGGUCCCCCAUGAUAUUGAUAAACAGGCUGAGUGGGUUUCUUGAAAACUUUCUCCGUCUCCACCUGAACUGUGGAAACAAUGUCUGUGUCUGGAAAUGGUACCCUGUUCCCUUAUGUAGUAGACAACUUGGUCAAAACUAGUGCACUGCAUAGGGUAUAGAGUGCCAUUUCAAAAGCUACCAGUUUGAGACUUCGUGUUCUAGAGGUUUCCAGGCCUUGUGUUUGUUCCCUUCAACCACCCCCAACACACUUUACAGAGGGAAACAAACCCAAUUGACUUUUCAUUUUCAACUCGUAAAAGCGCCUUCAUGUACUCCGUCUCGAUGUCAGUAUACAGGAGGGAGGGAGAGGAAGUGUUGUCCCAAUCACUAUCAAAAAGGACAAACCGUAUAAAUGCAGGCACACAGGGUAAAUCCGCGACCAAGCCGUGAUGUCUCAUAACACGUUCAUUUCUGAUCGUAGUCAUACUGUCGAAAUCACCUCUGUAUUGCCUCAACUGUCUCAUGACUGUAAUAUCUAGAUUGUGAGACAAGUUCUCAAUAUAGAGAAUAAUGUAUCCGUCUGUCUUGUCCUGCACGCCAUUGUGGCACCAAUACGUCUCUGCAUGGUUGACAGUUAACGUUAGACAUCAGGAUUGAAAUGGUCCUGUGUGUGACAAAAGACAGAAUGACCUUUGAGGUCAAAGGGGACUGCUGUCACGAUCGUCGAAGGGAGAGAGAUUGGACCAAGGCGCAGCGUGUGCAAAAUACAUCUUCUUUUAUUAGAAGAGAGAAAAGAAACACGAAACAAC